UUUCCGGAGAUGUUCUUAGUAGUGAUGAACAAAUGCCGGAUUAUAUCUUUUAUCGAAACCUUUGGUGGGAUGAAGGAAAACUUAGCGAAAAGGCAAAGUGGGAAGAAGUAACAUUACCCUAUGUGCUUGCUAAGGGAAUCGAUGUUGAGGAAUAUGAAAGACGUACAGAAGAGUUUAAUAUUCGCGGAUCAGUGAGUAAUGCUGAUGUAACUGGUGCCAAAAUUCUUGGUUUUGGUGCUACUAGAACACGUGACAUAAACCGUGGAAAGGAAGCCGAUGCAUCUUUUCGUCCAAAAAAACCAGCUGUAACUGCGCCAAAUGGGAGCGACAGAAAUGAGGAACCUUGGCCAAAUUUGGUCGUGGAAGUAGCCUAUACUGAAACACUAGGUCACGUCGAAGAAGCUGAAUUUAAAUUAUUUUGA
Acaulospora morrowiae is the source of this 422-nucleotide messenger RNA. The record is from the annotation of a GenBank genome assembly. Lineage: Eukaryota; Fungi; Glomeromycota; Glomeromycetes; Diversisporales; Acaulosporaceae.